Messenger RNA from Prunus mume (Japanese apricot), 2451 nucleotides. RefSeq names its product Chaperone DnaJ-domain superfamily protein. The record is from RefSeq and is a predicted model, not a curated record. Lineage: Eukaryota; Viridiplantae; Streptophyta; Magnoliopsida; Rosales; Rosaceae.
UAAUUGAUUUCGCUCGUCCGUUUGGUGCCAAAACAUUUUGGUUUCAAUUUCAAAACCCUCCCAAGGGAAAUAUCGACUUCGCUAUCCUCCUUAUUCUCUGAAGCUCUCUUUUUCUUUGGGUAUUUCGCUGUGGUGGCUUCGUCUACGAAGAGCUAGGGUUUUCCCCUGUUUUUUUCCUGGAAAGAAGUAGAUGAGAAGGAGAGGACCAUCAAGAGAAUUUUCUGAACUCAGAAGUUGUUCUGGGAAGAAAAGUGUGGAAAGUUGCAAGGUUAGAGGGGAUGUUGAUAAAGUUGUGUUCAUCGAUCUUGAAGAUGAAGAUGUCAUCGAUGUUGAUUAUCCCGAGUCUUUACAGCCACAGUCACGAGGUUCCAGUACAUUGAGAAAAGAUGGAAAAUCUAAAUUCCGUAGUUUCAUCUAUAUAGAUGAUGACAAUGAUGAUGAUAAUUACGUUACUCCUGUAAUCUCUGUUGAAGAGGUUGGAGACCUGGAUAGUGAUGCCACCUCAAGCAAAAGUUCUUUUCCUGCGUCUAACUAUAGGCAGAAUUCUGUAACUUCGGAUGGCGAUGAAUGUCAGGUUGUCCAGGAAAAGGGUUCUGCAUUAAAGCGGUCAAGUUGCAAGCAAACCCGCUCUGGUAAAGCUCCUGGCAGAAAUCGUUAUGGUUUAGGUUUUGAGUCUGAGAGUGAUUCAUCUGAUAGUGAAUAUUCUGAUUGCGAGCUAAUAGAAGGGUCUUAUGGGAAGCUUCAUGAACAUUGGGAAAAGGCUUCUCAAAAGAGAAAACAUGUUGUUCAUAAUGGUCAGUCUGGUUCAGCCGAUCAAGCUAGUGGAUCUGGAUCUCAUAGUGAUACCCAUGCUAAUGUUGAAGUAGAGAAUAGGACAGCACAGAGAGAUGUCCCUGUUUGUUCAAGUUCAAAAAAUGGAAAUUAUGAAAAGGAAAACCUUCCAGACUUUAUGGGAACCCGUGAUGGCCACGGGGAGGGUAGUUCUUUUGGUCCCCAAAUGGAUGGUUCUGUGGAAUCAAAUCAAAAUGUCCCAAAAGAAGAUCCUCUUAUUUAUGAGUGGCAGAGUUCCCAAAAUGAUAAUGAAGAAGAACAAAGUCCUGAAGAGCCUCCCUUGUGGUCUAAGGAAGACCUAGGUGGUAAACAAUCUGAACAUACAGGGACUUCUUUUAUGGAUAAUGUGCAAAAGUUCAGGGAUGAAACUAGUUUUUCUGAUUCCUUGCCGGGUUCUGACAAUGAUAAAGGGAAACCUAGUGUUUUGAAUGAUGAAAAUUUUUCCUGCAAAAACAAACAUUCUGGUGAAAUGCCUGGUGACCAUGACAGAGUUGAAUUAAGGGGCAAGAAGAAUAAUGAAUUUCAUGAUGCUUCUUCUAGUUGCAAUACUUAUUUGCCAAAGGAGUGCAGAAAUGGAGCUACUUUUGAGGAAAAGGACAAAACAGGUUCUGGACAACCAUCUGAUGAAACACAGAUGGAUUGUGGUUUCACCCCUUCUGAAGACAAAAUUGGUGCUGUCCAUGAAAAAUCUUGUUCCCAGGAGAAUGUGAUGGUAGACUUUGAGGAAGUAUCUUUGUGCAACACAUCGUGUAAUGGAGCAAGUAGUGAUCGGGGGGGAUUUGAUUCAGAAAGAGGGAAAGAAUCAUGUGAUUUAAGGGAUAUGUUACAUGCUGAAGAUGGUCAUGCGAGUCCUGUCCAAAGAGAUGCAGCCACUGUAGAAGGAGAUAUAAUCACUGAUCGAGAGAAGCUCAAGGAGACUGCUGAAUACAAGCGAGCAAUAGAAGAAGAAAUGGCAUCUAGGCAGCAAGUCUUACAAAUUCAGGCAGAAGAGGCACAAAGAUUACGCAAGAGGAGAAAGGCUGAAAACAUGCGGUUAUUAGACAUGCAGAGAAGGCAAAAGCAACGUGUGGAAGAAGUAAGAGAGACGCAAAAGAAGGAUGAAGAAAAUUUAAAUUUGAAAGACCAACUUCGUGCUGAAAUAAGGAAGGAGCUUAAAAGAUUGGAAUUGACAUGCAUAGAUAUGGCUUCUUUGCUUCGUGGCUUAGGAAUACAAGUGGGGGCUGGCUUCUGUCCUCUGCCACAUGAGGUGCAUGCAGCUUAUAAACGGGCAUUGCUGAAAUUUCACCCAGACCGGGCAUCAAGAACUGACGUACGCCAACAGGUUGAAGCUGAGGAAAAAUUUAAGCUUAUAUCUCGCAUGAAGGAAAAACUUUUAUUAACUUCAUGUUGUUGAACACAUAGUUUGAAUUUGGUUUCACAAUUGAUCGAUUUUCUGAUUGCAAUAGAUUAGGUAUUUUUUUUUACCCUUUUUCUGGCGGCAGAUGCAUUUGCCUCAUAGCUUCAGAUUCGUCAUUGGAUCCAUUGGCAUUUUUUCAACCUGAUUUUAGCAGGUGACAAAUCUAUAUUGUAAAUCAGUUGUAGUCUCUCGUAGUUAGCAAAGGAAAUUAUUGAUUCAAUGUA